UGUUAAAGAAACAAUAUCCAGCAACUGUAGCAAGUAUUCGAACAAGUAUGAACAAUGGAACAUUUGGCACUAGUGACACACAUGAACACUGGACAGGUGUUAUACGAACGCAUGCUAUGCUAUACGCGAAAAACAAAGAUUUUAUCACUUCUUCAUCUAUCAAGUAUGCCGUCAUAAACCAUGACAUCAGCAUUUCUUACGAGGUUGAUGGUUGCAGAAGCAGUCUAUGUGAAUCGGAUGAUACUUCAACAUAUACAACAAGCACAACGAGUGGUUUCGCGAAGAAUGCAUGUACUCAUGGAGGAUCUACUCAGAACGGAUCUUCAGCCAAUGCUGUUGGUGUAGGUAUCGGUUUGGCGGUUGGUUUAUUGUGCACAGUCGGAGCAGUAGUUGUCAUAAUUGUACUUCGGAGAAGAGGUGUAUUGCCUUGCAGAUUGGGGUCGAAAAAUGACAAAAUUAAUUCAGAAUCACGCGAUUGUGUUUGCAAAUCUAAUGUAACUUAUGAAAAUGAAAUUCAAAAUCAUAAUUAUUUUAUAUUGGAAAAAUGCGCAAAAUCAGUGGUCGAAAGUGGGAAUAAAAAGAACACACCAGAUGAACCAAACGAAAGCAAUGCUGAGACCGAUAAUUAUACUUCAAUCAAUGAAACCGAUGAACCUUAUCAAACUAUAAAAGAUGAGUACGACUACACAACAAAUGCCUUAAGAACCGGACACAAUAGCACGAACCCGGACAAUGUCUAUAACAAACUAAAACUAGACCUUCCCGGAGACUAUGCUCGCGUAGGAAGACUCGGGCAUAACAUUUCUACAGCAGACAGCGACUACGAUGCAACUGCUGUUGCGCGCAGGAACGACGGGGACGGAGACUAUAACCAUAUCCCGCAUCCUGAUAGUACAACCUGUGCCCGACGGAAUGGAUCAAAAGAUGACUAUGAUGUUAUCAAUGGAAAGAAGAUUAAAUUUCCCCCAAGCGACUCUGCAGAUUAUGCUCACGUCAAAAUUUAGAAAACACUUAAAUAAAUACACAAGAUAAGUAUUGAUGCAAAGCAUCAAAGGGCCAAGAGAAUUUCAGUGUAAAAGGCACUCAAUGAAG
Messenger RNA from Dreissena polymorpha, 1092 nucleotides. RefSeq lists its product as uncharacterized. The transcript has 5 exons. The record is from RefSeq and is a predicted model, not a curated record. The coding region runs from base 48 to 1004 and encodes 318 amino acids. NCBI's taxonomy places the organism in Eukaryota, Metazoa, Mollusca, Bivalvia, Myida, Dreissenidae.